UCUACUUUGCAAUUGUAACGCUCACAAUCACAUCACUCUCUUCAACAAUCAUAAUCUAUUUCUAUAACUUAAGAACUCAAAAUCCAAUCUUUCUUGAAUUCCAAAAUCUAAUCAAAAUGGGAUUUUGUUUUUCACUAUUAGAGCUACUUCUUCUCUUUUUUCACAUAUUCUUCUUCAUAAAUCCAACAUGGGUUUGUGGGAAUAUAGAGUUAAGAGCAUUAAUGGACAUGAAAGCUAGCUUGGAUCCAAAGAAUCAUUUUUUACCAUCUUGGACUAUCAAUGGUGAUCCAUGUGGUGAAUCUUUUGAAGGAGUAGCAUGCAACGAAAAGGGUCAAGUUGUUAACAUUUCUUUGCAAGGAAAAGGUUUAUCAGGGAAACUUUCAUCAGCCAUUGCUGGACUUAAACAUUUGACAGGACUUUACUUGCAUUAUAAUUCUUUGAAUGGUGAGAUACCAAGGGAUGUUUCGAAUUUGACUCAACUUAGUGAGUUGUAUUUGAAUGUGAAUCAAUUUUAUGGGGAAAUUCCUUUUGAGAUUGGAAGCAUGGAGAAUUUACAAGUUUUGCAGCUUUCUUAUAAUCAGUUGACAGGAAGAAUACCUACCCAACUUGGUGCUUUCAAAAAGUUAACUGUUGUUGCUUUGAAAUCAAACCAAUUAACUGGUGCUAUCCCUGCUAGUCUAGGUGAUUUGAAUAUGUUGGUGAGACUAGAUUUGAGCUCUAACAAUCUCAUUGGUUCCAUUCCUACUAGCCUAGCUAGUGUUCCUUCAUUGAAAGUUUUGGAUGUUCACAACAAUACACUUUCUGGGAAUGUUCCUCCUGCUCUUAAGAGACUACAUGAUGGAUUUUUAUAUGAACACAAUAUGGGGUUAUGUGGAGUUGGGUUUACAUCCUUGAAAACUUGCAAUACAAGCAAAGAUGGAUCAUCAACAAAAUAUAUCCCAGAAACUGGAAAUGUGAGUUUAUCUUGUACUGGAAAUCGAUGCCGCCAUUCAUCGAAAUUCAAUCAAGCCAAAUCAAUUAUUGUUGGCAUAUCUGUGGUUAUGAUUUUAGUGUUGGCAAUUGGUAUCUUAGCCUUCACAAUACAUCUGCGUCGAAGAAAACAAUAUCUUGAAAAUUCUUUACAUAUCUCUGAUAGUCGUCCAAGUACCGACAAAGCCAAGGGUAUAUACCGGAAAAAUGAGUCUCCUUUGCCUUGCCUUGAGUACUCUACUAGAUCUGACCCUUUGGUGGAUUAUAGAGAUUUCGACGGGGAUAGCCAAUACAGGUUCCGUAGUUUCAUGUUCAACUUGGAAGAAGUGGAGUUAGCCACUCAAAAUUUUGCGGAUUCGAAAUUGUUAGGCAAGAGUGAAUUUUGUGCAACAUAUAAAGGUGUUUUAAGAGAUGGAUCUAUUGUUGCUGUUAAGAGAAUUAGCAAAAAUAGUUGCAAGUAUGAUGAAGAAGAGGUUAUGAAGAUAUUGAAUAGUUUGGCAUCAAUGAGGAAUGAUAAUUUAGUAAGGUUGAGAGGAUUUUGUUGUUCAAGGGAAAGAGAUGAAUGGUUUCUGAUCUAUGAUUUUGUUCCUAAUGGAAAAUUGUCACGUUUCCUUGAUUUGCAAGAAAGUGAUGAAGAAGUACUUGAAUGGUCAACUAGAGUUUCUAUUGCAAAAGGAAUUGCUAAAGGUAUGGCAUAUUUGCAUUCAAACAAAGCAAACAAACCCAUCAUUAUUCACCAUAACAUCUCAAGUGACAAAAUUCUAAUAAAUCAGAGGUACAAUCCACUGUUGGAUGAUUAUGGCCUGUACAAGCUUCUUACAAAUGACAUUGUCUUCUCUGCACUUAAAGCUAGUGCAACAAAGGGUUACAUGGCGCCCGAGUACGCAACUACCAGUCGGUUUUCGGAGGCAAGUGAUGUUUAUGCUUUUGGAAUGGUGCUUUUCCAAAUCCUUUCUGGGAAGAAGGAGAUAACUAGCUCAAUAAGACUUGCUGCAGAGUCCUUCAAUUUCAAGGAAUUUAUGGAUCCGAAUCUUAAUGGAAGAUUUUUUGAAUGUGAUGCAGCUAAAUUGACAAAAAUAGCUUUAUUUUGCAUGCAUGAGUCUCCAUUUGAGAGGCCAUCUAUGGAAGCAAUUGUUAAAGAAUUGAGCAAUUGUACUAGUUGUCUUUGAUUUCAAUGUAUAAAUUACUUCAUUUAUCAUCCCAUUAAUUACUAGGAUUGGAUAAUGAGAUGACAAAUUAGUGCUACAUAUGUAAACACAUUCAUUCUCCUUAU
Molecule: messenger RNA, 2242 nt
Organism: Trifolium pratense (red clover)
Lineage: Eukaryota; Viridiplantae; Streptophyta; Magnoliopsida; Fabales; Fabaceae
Product: leucine-rich repeat receptor-like serine/threonine-protein kinase At1g17230
Exons: 4
Coding region: 117-2138 (673 amino acids)
Biological process (GO): protein phosphorylation
Molecular function (GO): protein kinase activity; receptor serine/threonine kinase binding; ATP binding
Source: RefSeq, a predicted model, not a curated record